AUGAAUGCAGCCAUGGAACAACUACAAUACGUAGAAUCAUCUGAAAAACAUUGGAUCUGUAAAGGGAAAAGAAGCUUAGCAAUAGCAGCUACGUUACUUAAUCGAAAUGAAAUUGUAGCGAUUCCAACGGAUACGGUAUACGGCCUUGCUGGUAUCAUAAAUAAUACUGAAUCUAUCAAAAAGCUGUACGAGAUAAAAGGACGUAACGAAAAGAAACCAAUAUCUAUCUCAGUUAGUUCUGUGGCGGAUAUAAAACACUGGGGUUAUACGGAUCAUUUACCACCUAAUUUAUUACCAGCGAUAUUACCUGGGCCAUAUACAGUUGUUUUGGAACGGACACCUGAUUUAAAUCCUUUUUUGAAUCCAGGAAUUUCUACCGUGGGCAUAAGAGUUCCAAAGUUCAAGUUUAUAAACUGUCUUUCAAACAUUGUUGGACCAUUAGCACUAACAAGUGCUAAUUUAAGUAACGAACCAAGUUGUUUGAAUGCUAAUGAAUUUGAAAUAUUGUGGCCAAAGUUGGGAGGAAUAUUCUAUGAUUCAAGACUAUCAAGUACCAUCCGCGAAGUAUUGAGAAAAGGGUCCACAAUAGUUGAUUUAACUUGUCCAUAUCAGUACAGAAUUAUACGCAAAGGAGUUGGAAUGCCCUUUCUAACUAAUAUGUUAAGUAUUUAUGGACUAAAAAUGGUUUGUGAUUAA
Molecule: messenger RNA, 696 nt
Organism: Hylaeus volcanicus
Lineage: Eukaryota; Metazoa; Arthropoda; Insecta; Hymenoptera; Colletidae
Gene: Tcs1
Product: threonylcarbamoyl-AMP synthase
Exons: 1
Coding region: 1-696 (231 amino acids)
Biological process (GO): regulation of translational fidelity
Cellular component (GO): cytoplasm
Molecular function (GO): nucleotidyltransferase activity; double-stranded RNA binding; tRNA binding
Source: RefSeq, a predicted model, not a curated record